Messenger RNA from Lycium ferocissimum, 432 nucleotides. RefSeq lists its product as uncharacterized. The record is from RefSeq and is a predicted model, not a curated record. Lineage: Eukaryota; Viridiplantae; Streptophyta; Magnoliopsida; Solanales; Solanaceae. The transcript has a single exon. Bases 1 to 432 code for a protein of 143 amino acids.
AUGGAACAGAUUUUAGUUAACUUGCAAUUCCCUGAUCAGUUUGUGAAAUCGAUAAUGUGCUGCAUGAAAACAGUUUCUUACUCUAUCCUAAUCAAUGGUGUCCCUACCCCACCAUUUGCUGCCAAAAAAGGACUAAGACAGGGUGAUCCCAUGUCACCCUAUCUCUUUGUUCUUGCAAUGGAAUACUUGAGCAGGCUGCUUAAAUCACUGAAACAAGAGAGAGGGUUGAAAUAUCAUCUAAAAUGUGGAAACAUGAAGAUUACACAGCUGAGCUUUGCUGAUGAUUUACUGUUGUUUAGUAGAUGGGAUAAUAGCUCAAUACAUGCCAUGUUCCAAUGCUUUAAAACUUUCUCCUUAGCUUCAGGCCUCCAUGCUAAUUUACAGAAGAGUAGCAUAUUUUUUGGGGGAGUUUCCAUGACUGUGCAAUGGUAG